CAACGUCGGCUAGCCCUUAGCUUCUGACUGUUUGGGACCUUACGGGUCUUGCAGUCCGUGUAAACAUUACAUUAUCCCGCCACAUUAAAACUGGAGGCGAUAAUUUAGCUCCAGGAUGUGCUCCGUUCUCGGAUGUGAUUCAUGGCGUCGAGAUGCCAGACGGUUUAAGAUACCGGAGGAUCCGGAGAGGAGAUUGCAGUGGGUUCAGUUCAUCCUGGAAGCCAAUGAACAGCGACUUAAAGAAUCGUGCUGGACUGAAAUUACCAUUUGUAAUGAACACUUUAAUGAAGACUGUUUUGAACACCUGAGUGGCACGGUCCAACUCAGGUCCAGUGCUGUCCCAUCAGUGUGUGUCAAGUCAGAACCAGAGGAACCUCUGGAGAGCCCACAAUAUGUGAUACCUGAAGAAACCACAGAAAUUGCUUCUCAACUUAGAACAUGUGAUCGUCCAUCUUACUAUCCUGAAGAAUCAGAACUAAUUUCAAGGGAUGCCCAAGAAAGCCCAGCGCCAAGUUAUGCUUCAGAGAUGUCUGAUUAUGGUCAAAUGCUACACAACAUUGUGAACAUUGAGAUGAUUAGGAAAAAAGCAGCAACUCUGCAGAUGAAAGGGAGGUACGCUGUGAAUGAAAAAUGUCUCCUCCAGUUGUUCAGCCCCAAGUGCCCGUCAUGUGGCUCUAAAGUAAAGACAGAGAAGGUCACCCAUGGAGUGCUCAUCGUUGUGAACCAACAGUGCCUUCAGUGUGAUUACAGGAACCAAUGGAAAAGCCAAAUCAAUGCCCCCACAGCUGAAGAUCAACCCCUGACAGAAGUAGUAGUGGAAGUAGAUGCAACUUCAGAGACCCAGACGAUGUCACCAGACAACCACACUACUGAGGAUCCCAUGGAGGAAACGGAGGAGUCAGGUGAUGAAAGUAACAUGGACUCAGACAAGGAUUGGGAUCCUGAGGAGGAAUUUUUACUACCGAACCAGCUUCAUGAAGAAUCUGGGGGGGAAACAGAAGAUGAAGAGGAAGAAGACGGGGUUUGUCCUCCACUUGCCGUCAAACACAGUCAGCUCUGCACAGAUUGUGGAACUUUUUUUAAUAAACAGAAGCCUCACACAUGUGAACACAAAACUAAACCCUAUGCUUGCAAUAUUUGUGGUAGGAGAUGUGUUAGUGAUGUUGCACUAAAUGCUCACAGCAGAAUCCACGAUGAAAACUAUGAACACCCAUGCAAAUACUGCAAUGUUACAUUCAAAACAAAGGUGGACAAAAUCACUCACCAGCAGAUCCACCUAAUGGAAGAAAAACCAUACAAAUGUCCCGACUGUUCAGAGACAUUUACCACAAAUAAGGAACGCAGAAUCCACCUGAGAGAUCACGGCCACUUAAAAUGUCACAUCUGCAAUCUUGACUUUACCAAUUCCACUGCUCUUCAGAGGCACUUAGCUGUGCACACAGGAGUGAAGCGGUAUAAGUGUUCAGUGUGCCAACGUGACUUCAGCCAGGCAGGCCACCUCAAAUCCCACAUGCGUCUUCACACAGGGGAGAGGCCUUUUCAAUGCCAGCAGUGUGAUCAAAGUUUUAAUCACAAUGUGAGCCUGAAGAGUCAUGUCCAGCGUUACCACUCAUCAAGUUCAGGACUUGAACCGAAGAAGGUUAAAAGAAUAAAAACUGUACGCAACACUGGUGAUGGUGAGAAGUAUGGGAACAAGAGAGACACAGUCUCUGGGUUAGACAACAAUAUAAAAGAACAUGAUGAAGAAGAGGAGGUGCAGAAGAGGAGAACAGUUAAGCCAAAACGUAAAAAGAGGAGCACAGGUAGACCCAUAGGAAGGCCAAAGAGAAAUGAAGGGAAAAGUGCAAGGCCAGUGAAGAGAAGGCGCUGCAGUGAAAAAGAAAGUGACAAUGAGCCAACACAAAGCAACACGUCCUUUGACUCAACAAAGACUCAGAUUGACCCCAAACAUUGACUCUGAUUUUGACCCCAAAGAAAAGAAAAAUAAAUGGCACAGCAGCCAGAACAAUAAAACAUUAGGGAAGCACGGAAAAAGGGAAGACCAGGAAAGAAUUGAAGUGAACAAACCUAACAUAAAAAAAGGGUAAUUUUUGAGUAUUCUUAAUUGCAAAAUCAGUUUAGUGGCAUACAGAAGUCUGCAGUUUAUCAUGAUAUAUUUAAACAGUUUAAGUAUAAACACAGUUUUUCUUCCAAACUUCAUUGUUUGUCACUGGUAAGACUUAAUGACUUCAAUGCAAGUUACUUGCAUGAAUCCUGUUCACCGUUGUGUAUAGAGACAAACUGAUUACAAAUGAAUUGUAUGUUUAUUAAGGAGACGGACACCGCUAUGUCUUUCACAUCUUAACUCCACGUUGAACUCCAACUUGGCUGCGCAUGCGCGCUACAACAGGUUAACCAGGACCGUAUUCACUAAGAUCCAAAAACACCAGUUUGCAUUGUAACAUAAUAAACAUUAUGUGGUCAAUAUACCACAUUAUCUCCCCCUUUUAGCUGAGAACUUCCAAAUAAAAUCGUACAAUAAAACACUGAAAUAUGAAUGACCUAUUUCCUUAAUUGAACACAAUUGUAGUUAUUAACCAACACAAUAUGGUCUCAGUUUUAACUCUAAUAUUUUCCAUAACACAAGUAUACUCCUUUAAACAACAUAACAUCAUAACAACACUUUUCUUACAGCGCUUCAGUAUGUUAGUGUCAUGAAAGUGUGUGUGUGCAUUUUCAGUUGUGUGAGUGAUCAAGAGUGUGUGUGAGGAAUGACAAUUUCCACAUUAAUGACAUUUUUCUCUUAUCGCUUAGGUGGUUUAGUCUCUCUGUUUGAGCGUCUCAUAGCCACAGGUUCAGGCUCGAGAUGCUCUGGUGCUGGCAUGUUACAGUCCAUAAUGUCCAGAGAACUGCUGCCAAUAGGCCCAUUAUCCUGUCCUGCCUGUGGUUCUGUAUCAUCAGGCUCAGCAACAGCGAGGGGACGUAGCUGAUCUCCGUGGCAUCUGUGCACUGUGUCAGAGUCCCGCUCUAAGACUUCGUAUGACACAGGGCCAGUCUGUCUCACAACCAUUCCUGGAAUCCAUUUGUGAUCUCCUCCCACUGUGCUUCGCAGAUACACAGAGUUCCUCUUUGAAGAAUCGGUCUGCCGCACUGCAGGUCAUGGCGAUCUUUUUGUUGAUAUUGUUUCUUUCGCAGUCUCUUUUGUGCAAGGUUUAAGGAAAUCCAGUCUUGUCCUGAUGUCUCUGUGCAGAAACAGAUCUGCUGGGGAUUGUCCAGUUGUGCAUUUUGGUGUUGAUCGAUACUGCAACACAAACACUGAAAUCUUGUCUUCAAUGAUCAGGCAGGUGUUAGUAAGCUUUUUCAUACCUGACUCUCUGCCAGACCAUUUGUUGCUGGAUGUCCCGGGGCACUUGUGGUAUGCAGUAUUCCAUUCAGCCUGGUAAAAGUCUGUAACUCCUCCGAGGUGAAUGGGGUAUCGUGCCUGUGACGAUUUGCUCAGGCAGACCAUAGGAGGCAAAUAAUCUCCUCAGCCUUGUGAUGGUAGUCUGCGCUGUGAUUUGUGACAUGCGAAACACUUCCAGCCAUUUUGCAUAUGCAUCCACAACGAUCAUGAACAUGUUGUUCAGAAAGGGUCCAGCAAAGUCAAUGUGAAGUCUUUUCCAGGACUCACCUGGAAACUCCCUUGGGUGAAGUGGGACAUGCUGAUUUUCUGAUCCAGCUGGCAAGUUUCACAUUCUUUGCAGACCUGCUCCACAUCAGCGUCCAGAUUUACUAUGCCUUGGUGACCAGUGUGAAUCUCUUUUAACACAUUUUUCUCAUCUUUGAAGGUACGAUGACUCAGGUCCUCCA
Messenger RNA from Eleginops maclovinus (Patagonian blennie), 3828 nucleotides. RefSeq names its product zinc finger protein 184-like. The coding region runs from base 116 to 1954 and encodes 612 amino acids. Gene Ontology annotation, molecular function: DNA-binding transcription factor activity, RNA polymerase II-specific; RNA polymerase II cis-regulatory region sequence-specific DNA binding. The record is from RefSeq and is a predicted model, not a curated record. The transcript has 5 exons. Lineage: Eukaryota; Metazoa; Chordata; Actinopteri; Perciformes; Eleginopidae. Gene Ontology annotation, biological process: regulation of transcription by RNA polymerase II.